UCACUCUGCAAGCCUCCAUGCACUCUGGUGAUAAAUAACAUGAGACCCAACGCCGCCGUGCAGACCCAAAUGGCCGAAGAGCCCACCCACGACAUGAAGCUCCUGGUGCCGAACGGCGGCGGCGGCGCGCAGAAUAAGCCACCGCCGCCGCUGGUCGACAGGACCCUGAGCGGUGCCAGCGACAUCAUCAAGCUCCUGCCGACCGGAACGGUCAUGGCAUUUCACGCCCUGGCACCGUCCUUCAGCAACCACGGCUCGUGCGGGGCGGCCAGCCGGUACCUCACCCUCGCGCUCGUCGGCGCCUGCGCCGCCUCCUGCGUGCUGCUCUCCUUCACCGACAGCCUCGUCGGCCGCGACAGCCGGCUCUACUACGGCGUGGCCACGCCGCGGGGCUUCUACCCGUUCAACUUCGACGGCACCGGCGAGGAGAGGCGGCGCAAGUUCGGGGACCUGCCAUGGAUGAAGGUCAGACCGCUGGACUUCGUGCACGCGCUCGUCUCGGCAGUGAUGUUCGUUGUCGUCGCGCUCGGCAACGCCGGCGUGCAGAGCUGCCUGUUCCCGGACGUCGGGGCGGACGUUAGGGAGGUGCUCAUGAACCUGCCGGUGGGGCUAGGGUUCCUUUCCAGCAUGGUGUUCAUGAUCUUCCCGACGACCCGGAAGAGCAUCGGGUACACCGAUUUGAUGCCUCACAAACAGGAAGACGAGGGGAAAGGAAGCAAAAGUGCCCUAAGCAUGUCGACUGUAUGAUGAAACAGACCCACAGUACUAGGGAAGGAAGCUGUGAUUAUUAAUCGUCUCUGUAUAUUGCAUAUACAUUCUCUAUUUCGGUACAUGUAGAGAAAUAUAUUAAUGUGUUAGACUAACUAUAAUGUACUCCCGUCACAUAUUACUAUUGGAACGUUGUUUGUGCAUUUGUAAACAGAUAAGGCAAUAUUAUCUAUGUGAUUCUAUUAUUCUAAGGAAACAA
Messenger RNA from Setaria italica (foxtail millet), 967 nucleotides. Its product is annotated as protein DMP2. Bases 40 to 747 code for a protein of 235 amino acids. Lineage: Eukaryota; Viridiplantae; Streptophyta; Magnoliopsida; Poales; Poaceae. The record is from RefSeq and is a predicted model, not a curated record. The transcript has a single exon. Gene Ontology annotation, biological process: endomembrane system organization.